AUGUCGAUUCGCGCGCCGACGGAUAUCCAGGCGGCGUGUAUUCCACCUUUGCUCGAGGGCCGCGACUGCAUCGGCAACGCGAAGACAGGCUCGGGAAAGACCAUCGCAUUCGCCCUUCCAAUCCUCCAAAAGCUAUCCGUCGAUCCAUUUGGCAUCUUCGCCCUGGUCCUCACGCCAACGAGAGAACUUGCGUUCCAGAUCGCCGAACAAUUCGCCGUGCUCGGCGCACCCCUCAGCGUACGAACCGCGGUCAUCGUCGGUGGCAUGGACUUCGUCGCGCAGGCCAUCGAGCUGGGGCAAAGGCCGCAUGUUGUCGUUGCCACACCUGGAAGGAUUGUGGACCAUCUGAAGAGCAGUGGGGGCGAAUGGGAUUUGUCGAGGGUGCGGAUGUUGGUUUUGGACGAGGCGGACAGGUUAUUGACGUCAACCUUCACACCGGAGCUGUCGUAUCUUUUCGGCGUACUGCCGAAGGAUAGGCAGACGGCGUUGUUCACGGCAACGUUGACGGACGCCAUUGAGAAGCUCGCGGACGCGCCACCGCGCCCAGGCAAGCAGAAGCCCGUUAUUCAUCGCAUGAAGGAAUCCGUCGAAACCGUGGCUACCCUCAAACAAUACUAUAUUCUCGUCCCCUCGCACGUCCGCGAGGCCUACCUCUUCCACCUCCUCGCCCACCCGCCCGAAUCCACCCUCGCCCUCCGGCGCGCCCCACCCGAACCCACCACCAAACAACGCAAGCCCAAAAAAGCCUCCGCCGUCCUCCCCGACGACGAAGUGCCCCCACCGCCCCCACCCACCAUCAUCUUCUGCCACAAACCCCGCACGGCCGCCUACCUCACCCUCCUCCUUCAAACCCUCGGCAUUCGGAGCACCGCGUUGCAUUCGCGGCUGACGCAAAGGGAGCGGCUGGCGUCGCUGGGUCUGUUCCGCGCAGCGGUCGUGCCGGUGCUGGUGUCGACGGAUGUGGGCGCGCGUGGUUUGGAUAUUUCGGACGUGGCGCUGGUGGUGAAUUGGGAUGUGCCGGGGGAGGCGGAGGAGUAUACGCAUCGGGUGGGACGGACGGCGCGUGCGGGGCGGCAUGGUGUGGCCGUGAGCUUUGUGACGGAGAGGGAUGAGGAGAGGGUGCUGAAGGUUGAGGAGAGGAUUAAAACGAAGUUGGAGGAGCUAGUGCUCCCGGAGGAGGCCGUGCUGUCGAAGCUAAAUGCGGUCUCUACAGCGAAGCGGCUGGCUAACAUGGAGCUGCACGACUCGAACUUUGGCAAGCGGGAGGAAAUACACCGCGCCAAGGCGGCCAAACGGCGGCGCGACGAAGGAGCGGACGAUUCAUAA
Messenger RNA from Schizophyllum commune H4-8, 1326 nucleotides. Its product is annotated as DEAD-domain-containing protein. The record is from RefSeq and is a predicted model, not a curated record. Gene Ontology annotation, molecular function: nucleic acid binding; ATP binding. The transcript is spliced from 7 exons. NCBI's taxonomy places the organism in Eukaryota, Fungi, Basidiomycota, Agaricomycetes, Agaricales, Schizophyllaceae. Bases 1 to 1326 code for a protein of 441 amino acids.